GAUUGUCUUCCUGACAACAGUUGGAGGGUUUCCUCCCGUGUUUAAUGUUUUGCCGACGAAGUCUACUGGCUCUAUAUUUAUUUAGCAGCUCUUUAAAUCUGUUAAAACUGCAGUUUUUCUUCUGAACAAAGGAAGAAUGGAGGACGACUCAGUCUUCGUCAUUAGCGCUAGGGGACGGCUCAAAAGCAACCCGCUGCUGGACCAGCUUCCCAGCUACCAGUCGCUGCUGUACCGCAGAAAAUCGUCAAGCAUCAGACGCAGAGAGAGCUCGAAAGGGAGGCUGAGCAUCUCUGGCAUGUUUAACACGGCCAACAAACUGGAGGAGAGGCGGAAGAGUCAGAUGGAGCAGCGGGCCAUCAGAGAACUAACCUUACCCAUAGUUGAAAAACGCAGACACAAAGAUCAGCGCAUGGAGGAGAGGAACGAUCUAAUCUGCUGCAGUCAGUGGAGGGAAGACGCUCGCAGGCACAUGAAGAGGCUGACGGAUAACGCUCACGUAUUCCUGAGCUCCAUGAAGCUCUGGAGGUCAGACAUCCACCAGAUAGAGGGGAUGUUUGGAACGGGGAUCCUUUCCUACUUCUCCUUUCUGCGCUUCCUGGUUGCGCUCAACCUGAUCAUUUUUCUGGUCAUGUUCUGCUUUGUCAUGUUGCCCAUGAUCCUUGACCCCACCCCAAGAAAUGUCAUCUACAAUCAGCAUCAAGGAAAUGUUUGCAGAACCAACCCAAGGACCACUCGCGGGAUACUCAAGAACUAUCACGAACAUAUUGUAGAUCUGCUUUCUGGUGACGGCAUUCUGGAACGGACUUACCUUUUAUACGGCUUCUACACAAAGGAUGAAAUCCGUUUUCCACAGAUCAUAUACAAAUUGCCACUGGCAUAUCUCCUCGCAACUCUAGGAUACCUCCUCCUGAGCCUCCUCUGGAUUGUUAAAAGGUCCGUUGCAGGAUUCAAGCGCCACCUGAUCAAGGAUGAGGAUCGCUUUCAAAGCUUUUGCAACAAGAUCUUUGCGGGCUGGGACUUCUGCACCACCAGCGAGAGCGCAGCAAAGCAGAAGAGGAGCAGUCUGCUCUACGAGCUCAAGACUGAUUUGGAGGACGAGCGGAUCAAACAGAAAAUGGCGGACCGCACCACACAGGACAAAUGUCGGAUUUAUCUCCUCCGUGUCGUCCUCAACAUGUUUGUCAUGGGAGUGCUGGCCGCUUGCUUCUACAGCAUCUACGUUGCCACCGCCUUCUCCCAGAAAGCAGAAAACAGAAGUAAAAAGGUGAAUUUCGUUGUGGAUCUCAUCCAUGAGUAUCUGCCCUCCAUAGUCAUCACCGUGGCCAACUUCAUCACCCCACUCCUCUUCUCUGUCAUCAUCAACUAUGAGGAUUACUCACCCGCCUUCGAAAUCCGCUUCACUCUCAUGAGGUGUGUCUUCAUGCGGUUGACCAGUAUUGCCGUGUUGCUCUUCUCUCUGUGGACUCGGAUCAGCGAAUGUGGAAGCGAUCCCUGUAGCAACCCAAAAGUUUGCCAAUGCUGGGAGACCCGUGUGGGCCAGGAGAUGUACAAGCUCACCGUAUUUGACUUCAUCAUUAUACUCGCAGUCACCAUCUUUGUGGAGUUUCCCCGAAAGAUGCUUGUAGAUUUCUGUGACUGUCCUUUGGCUAAGAUGUUGGGCCUGCAGGAGUUCGGUAUUCCUCAAAAUGUGCUGGAAAUUGUUUACGGUCAGACCAUCUGCUGGAUCGGCACUUUCUACUGCCCCAUGCUUCCGGCCAUCUGCACCAUCAAAUACUUCUGCAUCUUCUACGUCAAAAAGUUGUCGUUGAUCAAAAACUGCCGUCCGUCCACCCGGCCAUUUCGAGCGUCCAGCUCCAAUUUCUUCUUCCUUGGUGUGCUGCUGAUCGGCCUGAUUCUCGCCUGCUUCCCCAUUUCUAUUAGCCUUGCACACAUCAAGUCCUCGCAGGCGUGCGGACCGUUUUCUAACUACAACACGUCCUGGGAGGCGCUUCCAGCCGCGGUAGAAGCCCUGCCGCAAAACGGCAGAAACUUCAUCAACUUUCUCGCGUCAGAGACCUUUGCCGUCUCUUUCUUUGUCGUCACGUGUUUGGCCAUGUUUUAUGUGAUCGCACUUGCCAGAGCUCACAAGAAAGUCAUCAAUCAACUAAGGGAGAAGCUGGUUAUGGAGGGCAAGGACAAACGCUUCCUGAUCCAGAAGCUGUGUCAGGCCCAGAGUAUCCUGGCGGCCUCUGAGCCUCAGCUCAACAGUCCCGGCAGGCGGAGCCCCAGCUACCACACCAGCUUCUCCAGCAAUUUCAACAACUCGGUGGUCCUGGCACAUUCUCCACCGAAGUCCUCCACACAUCGGCAGCUCAGCUGGUACGGAACCGGAGGCAGCGUGCUGGUGGCUCUKAUCGGUCUGUCAAAGAUGUUGAGAAUUACGAUCCAAGCAGAUGUAGGAUCUUUUUGGUUCUUGUUCUGCGUCAUCUACACUCAGGUCCUGGCCGGCUCCUCAGAUGACAUCGUGGUGGCUUGUGGUGGAUUUGUCAAAUCCGACGUUGAAAUCAACUACUCCCUGAUCGAGAUUAAACUGUACACUAAACAAGGCUCCUUAAAGUAUCAGACUGACUGCGCUCCGAUCAAUGGGUACUUCAUGAUCCCCCUCUAUGACAAGGGAGACUUUGUUUUGAAGAUCGAGCCUCCUCUCGGCUGGAGCUUUGAGCCAACCAGCGUGGACCUGCAUGUGGAUGGAGUCAGUGACAUCUGCACCAAAGAAGAAGACAUCAAUUUUGUUUUUACAGGCUUCUCGGUCUCAGGAACGGUUCUGAGUAAGAGCCACCUCCUGGGCCCCGCUGGAGUCGAAGUCAAACUGAGCCUGGCGGGAUCAGAGGAGAAAGUCAGGAGUGUUUUCACACAGCCUGGAGGAAAGUACACCUUCUUCAAAGUGCUGCCUGGAAGUUUUGAUAUCACAGCCUUCCAUCCCUCCUGGUCCCUGGAGAAGAGUAAGACCGCUGUGCACGUCUCCAAUGCCAACGCUCUGGCCGCCGAGCAUCUGGUGGUUGGAGGCUACGACGUCUCUGGGGAGGUCCGCAGUGAUGGAGAGCCCAUGAAGGAGGUCACCUUCCUGCUGUACUCGGCCACGGUCAGGAAAGAGGACAUCAGCGGCUGCAACAUGUCCCCAGUGGACGGAGCGGAUAAUGAGGACAACUCCCUCGUCUACCUGUGCAGCACUCAGUCGAAGAACGACGGCACCUUCACGUUUCCUUCACUGGCCAGCGGCGACUACACCGUGGUGCCUUUCUACAGAGGAGAAAGGAUCACUUUCGAUGUCGCUCCCUCCAGGAUGAAUUUCAAGGUGGAACACAACAGCUUGAAACUCGAGCCCAUCUUCCGUGUGAUGGGCUUUUCUGUGACGGGCCGCGUGCUGAACAGCGCCGACGGAGAGGGCGUGGCAGACGCCACCGUCUCGCUCAACAAUCAGAUUAAGGUCGUCAGUAAGGAAGACGGCUCCUUCCGGCUGGAGAACAUGACGGCCGGCGUCUACACCAUCCGCGUCACCAAGGAGCUGAUGCUCUUCGAGACGGUCACGGUGAAGAUCGCCCCCAACACGCCCCAGCUUCCCGACAUCAUCACGGCGGGGUUCAGCGUUUGUGGCCAGAUCUCCGUCAGCCGCCUGCCUGAGGGCAUGAAGCAGCAGGGGCGCUACAAGGUCACUCUGACCCACCGAGGCCAGGACAAGGCCCUCAGCUGGACCACCGAUUCGGACCCUCAGGGGGCCUUCUGCUUCCAGGCCAAACCUGGGAACUACAGCGUCCACGUGUCGCUCCCCGAAGUGGAGGUGAAAGCAGGCCUGGCCCUGCAGCCUCAGGCCCUGGAGGUCUCGCUCGUGGACCGGCCGCUCACAGACUUGCUUUUCACCCAGUUCAUGGCUUCCGUCUCUGGAAAAGUUUACUGCCUCGCUUCCUGCGACGACCUGUCUGUGACCCUGCAGCCGGUGAGCCGGCAAGGAGAGAGGAAGACGGUGGCUUUGGCUGGCAGUGCCGACGUCCUCAGCUUCAACUUUGACAACGUUUUGCCUGGAAAAUAUAAAGUGGGCAUUUCUCACGAGGAAUGGUGCUGGAAGCAUAAAUCCCUGGAAGUGGAGGUCCUGGACUCGGACGUCUUGGGCGUCGAGUUCAGACAGAUUGGCUACAUCCUGCGCUGCUCCCUGUCCCACGCCAUCACUUUGGAGUUCUUCCAAGAUGGCAGCAAACCCGAGAACGUCGGCGUCUACAACCUCUCCAAAGGAGUCAAUCGCUUCUGCCUCUCCAAGCCUGGUGUUUACAAAGUCACCCCCCGCUCCUGCCAUCAGUUCGAGCAGGACUUCUACACCUACGACACCUCGGCCCCCAGCAUCCUGACGCUCACCGCCGUGCGCCAUCACAUGACKGGGCUCAUCACCACAGACAAGAUGCUGGACGUCACAGUCACCAUCAAGUCGUCCAUCGAGAGCGAGCCGGCGCUGGUGCUCGGCCCGCUGCGCAGCCUGGAGGAGCAGCGGCARGAGCAGCAGCUGCAGGAGAUCCAGCUGCGGCGGCAGGAACGAGAGCGGCGAGCGGCCGAGGAGCAGGGCGGCGCCAGAGACGACAGUCCCCCCAUCCUGGAGAAGGCCGACGAGCUGGCGGGCCCGUUUCACUACGAGUUCUCGUACUGGGCCAGGGCUGGAGAGAAGAUCACAGUCACUCCCUCCUCCAAGGAGCUGCUGUUCUACCCGCCUGAAGUGGAAGCAACUAUAACGGGGGAAUCGUGCCCCGGUCGGCUGGUGGACAUCGUUGGGCGCGCUGGCCUCUUCUUGGAGGGCAGAGUGUCUCCGGAGCUCCAAGGUGUGGAAAUAUCCAUCACGGAGCGAGGCGCUUCUGUGCCRCUCAUUACUGUGGCCACUAAUGAGRUGGGAGCCUACAGCGUGGGCCCGCUCCACAGCGACCGGCUGUACGACAUCAAGGCCAGUAAGGAGGGCUUCGUCCUGAGUCCGGUGGAGGGAACCCCAGGAGACUUCAAGGCGUUUGCUCUGGCCGGAGUUACCUUCAAGAUAAUAUCAGACGAUGGACAGCCGCUCUCUGGAGUGCUUCUGUCUCUGAGUGGAGGGCAUUUCCGUUCCAACCUUUUGACCCAGGACACCGGUCUUCUCACCUUCAACAACCUGAGUCCAGGCCAGUACUACUUCAAGCCGAUGAUGAAGGAGUUCCGCUUUGAGCCGGCGUCUCAGAUGAUCACGGUGGAGGAGGGUCAAAACCUGAGCAUCGAUAUAACGGGCAUCAAGACCGCUUACAGCUGCUACGGAGCGGUGCAGUCCCUGAGCGGCGACGCGGAGCGAGACGUGGCCGUGGAGGCGGUGGGUCAGGGAGAAUGCAGCCUCUACAGCGAGGACACCGUCACAGAYGAGGAGGGUCGAUUCAGACUCAGGGGUCUGCUGCCGGGGUGUAAAUAUCUGAUACAGCUUCGAGCCGAGGGCAACGACCACAUAGAGAGGGCACUGCCUCAGCACAGAGCGAUAGAGGUUGGGAGCAGCGACAUUGACGGGGUCAACAUCAUCGCCUUCAGACAGAUCAAUCAGUUCGACCUCAGCGGGAACAUCGUUACGCCUCCUGAACAUCUCCCGACGCUCUCGGUGAAGCUGUUCAAGAGCGACAACCUGGACAAUCCCAUCAACAGCGUCUCUCUGGGACAGUCCCUCUUCUUCCACUUCCCCCCUCUGGAUAGGGACAGCGAGAGCUACGUUCUCAUGCUGUACUCCACCCUGUCCCGCUCCCAGUACGAUUUCACUCUGCCUCAGGUCUCCUUCACCUCCGCCGGAUACCACAAGCACGUCACCCUCACCUUCAACCCCACUCGCAAAGUGCCYGACCAGGACGUUGCACAAGGCUCCUACAUCGCUCUGCCUCUCACCUUGCUCCUGCUGAUAGCGGCGUACAACCACGAGAAGGUGAUUCCCCUCCUGAUGCAGCUCAUGAGCCGCUUCCAGGGAGUGAGGACUAUGGCCCAGGCCAGCGCCGACAUCGCUGCGCUGGAUGAAGCCAAGCGUCAGGCCAAGAGACAGAAAGCCAGGCGCACGUGAGGCGGGCCCCGCCCUCACGUCUGCGUCCACUAAACUGAUCCCUAGCGACUGGUGACCUCAGAGACCAAAGAGGACACACUGCACCAGCGUUUACGCCAAAGCGUUGGUGUGCCAGUGAACUGUUUAGCAUGCCAAGGUGUAAUUAAUAUAAGCAAAACAUCUGAAGAAAAAAAGAAAAAGAAAAAAACUCGAUAUGCAUUACCGCCACCCGUCAGCCAAUCAGAUUCCCUGGACUGAAAGAUGAAGUUUUAAUUAGUUUUUGUGUGUAUUUUUUUUUUCUACAAGAGGGAUUGCCCAGUAUAUCUGAUCACAUUUGUAAGAAAACCACUGUUUUUAUACGUUUGUAAUUUCUCAAGGUCAACAUGUGUGUUUGAAAGCUCUUACCUGCCUCUCAUAUCGGCCSUCGAUCUGUUUAGGAGGCUCAGAUGUCUGUUGGGGCUGAGGUCAGUUCAGAUGCAACACAGUUGUUUUAAUCUGAAUCAAAUCAUUUCACUUCUGCAGCCGUUUUGCUGUAAGCUGAGCUGAAUCUGCUUAAGUCCAGUUCACUGCAAGUCCAGUUCUUGAAAACAGCUCAGGAUGGGAGGGAAGAACAGAAUGCUGGACAUUUUCUGUAUUUUUUUUUUUUUGUGGAUAUUUUUAUUAAAUAACAGGUUGGGGGCGGCGGGAUAUUGGGACUAAUGGCUUGAUUAAUUUAUUAACAUGUUUAAUCGGAUGUAAAUGAUGACUAGCUUUGUUUUCGGUGCAGUUUGUGUGUGAUGAUCUAGUUUUAAAUCAGAUCGAUGAAGAGUUAUCUAUUACAGUGAGUUAAUGUGAAUAUCUACAAAUKGCCUGUCACGACUACGAGUUAGAAUAGGGAACRAUUAGAAGCAGAUCUCGGCUCAGAGCUGGGAAGAGCUUUGGAGCUCGGUGAUUUUUCUGUUUUGAAUUUAUUUGCUGUCUGGUGAGGCUCACGUUCACUCGAGGAUGAAUCCUGCUGAGCCGUAUUUAGACAGCCGGGGUGAGGAGAAGACGGGGGGAGGGGAGUGAUUAUAGCUUUCAUUUGUUCACAGUCUUCUAUUUUUCAUUUUGGUUUGUUUUGACAAAAUUAAUAAAGUUUGACUGAAAAGAGA
Molecule: messenger RNA, 7182 nt
Organism: Poecilia reticulata (guppy)
Lineage: Eukaryota; Metazoa; Chordata; Actinopteri; Cyprinodontiformes; Poeciliidae
Source: RefSeq, a predicted model, not a curated record